Messenger RNA from Amoebophrya sp. A120, 12217 nucleotides. The record is from the annotation of a GenBank genome assembly. Lineage: Eukaryota; Dinophyceae; Syndiniales; Amoebophryaceae.
UCCAGGCCCACGGAGCGGUGAAUGUUGGAACCGGGGAGACGGUAUGAAUUGCAAAAAUCUCUGGGUCAGGGUCUGGAAGAUUGCAAUUUGUCAUGGUUGUAAAUCUGAAGCAUGCAAAAAUCCGUGUUGCAUGAGUGCCAAAAGCGGCACACUUUUGACCAAGGUGGAAGGGAGUUUCUCAUGCAGGAUACUAGGCAUGGCAGAGACCUCGCAGAUUCUGUCAUGCUAAGUCCCGCAUUCCAGGCCUCAUGGGUCAUGGAAAAUCUGCGUGACAAGUCUACACCUUUCCAGACCCAAGCACUUUUGCACUUGAUAGACAGACUUGGGGCUCCGCGCACUGGUGGACAAUCUGUGGGACGUCCGCAACAACGUGUCGCCCCACUUCGCGGAUUGUGUGGGCAGCUUCAACGCGAUGGUCAGGGAUCAGACCUGGGGAAAUGUUUGAGUUCUAAAGAGAAAACUACGGAGGUCGUACUGUAUUUCACAAACGACAAGUAGUAGGUGAUAUUCAUACCACGCAAAAACAGCUCCGAUUUCUUUUAUGUAGUGAGGUCAUAUUUUAGAAUUAGAACCACUCCCCACGACACAAUGCUUAUUGAUGUUGCUGUUUGGUCAAAUCAAGACUUAUUGUGUAGCGCAGGAGUAAAGUAAGUAUUUAGUGCUUGCUUAGCGAGGGAUUUCUUUGUUUUGUACCCAAGAAGUACAACAUGUUUUGCUAAACGAGGUGGGUUUUGUACCCAAGAAACACAAGGUGGUCUGGAUGACCUACUUAUAGAUAGUACGAUGUGUCUGAUUUUCAUUUUGGUGAAUGCGAAGGAGUGUUAUAUACAUCGCCAGCAGGACCCUAGUAGAGGAGAGAACAUCAUGAAAAGAAUUUGUACUCACAUCCUAUUAGUUGCACUUGAAUCCAAAUUAGCAGUUUCCCUGCCCGGAACGACGCUGGAGGCAAGCGUGUUCAAGCUCUUAUUGAUUUGUAUGCGAAAACAGUCUUAAUGUCAACACUGAACAGGAGAAUAGAUCUUGAUCUUGCUGUGCAAGCUCCUCCAAGAACACCACGACCCGCCGGCCAAAUCAGCACAGGCCAGGGUGACGUACAGAACAAAACCGACUCAGGCUCGGGGCCGGGUUUUCACGAUAAAAUAAAAUUGCUGGUCGAGAUCAGGAAACAGAGUGGUAGGAUCGAGAUAUAAUGAUCACGGCACCAGGACGAGAGACAACGCUAAAUAAGCGGGCCUCCAAGUAUUGCCUCUCCUGGUGCGAGCAUCAGCAUUUGUCGAUCGAGACGCUGCAAGAUCAAGAGAGAGGGAAGUAAAUAGUGGAUGCUCAUGAAGAACAAGUGCACGACGCAUGGUUCAAGAACAAAAGCGAAGAUCGUGAGAUCACAAUCCUUCCACUUGCGAAAUGAAGAUCUACCGCUCUGCAAUAAAAACGAGUAAAAAACAAUCACUGCAAUCUCACGCACUAUAUUUUUUUCUGGUGUGAAUGUGAUCUUACAGGAACUUUUGGAAAAGUGCUGUUGCUGCUAGUUUUGUACAAUAUUCUUCUCUUUCGACAGAAUUAUCUAUAUUGAACUGUUAUUAGAGAAGCAAUCCUGUUCCUCAGCGUCAAGAAAUAUUCAAAGAAGCUACUACGAUAAACCGAUUUUUCAUAUUUUUGUUUUGAGUGUGUACUUAAGUAAGUCUACGUCUAGUUUUGGAAUAGAGCUAAUAAAGAACCCAAGGCUUCUUCGAGUCAAACAGAUUUUGCACUGAAUUUGUGUCUACGUGAUUGGUACUUCUACCCAGCAGAAUCUUCAGAGAGCAACUACAAUUAUGACGCGUAGAGACCGCACAGUGCCCGCACCGUACCGUCACCAGGAGGGACGCAACGGGUAUGCGGCUGCGGCGGGUGAGCACGAGAGAGCCUUGACAGGGCAGCACGAAUUUCACCCCGAACAUAGAAGCUCCACGGAAGCCAAUGAUAGAAAUUGCUGCUCCAAAAAUAAACCGCUUAUCAUCACCCUGAUCGUGAUUGCCGCAGUCCUCGUUAUUGGUGCUGUUGUCGCGGUUGUGGUUGUUGUGGCGAACAACAACAAAAACUCGCCCGGCAAUGAGACUCACAACCCGGCACCAGCUCACGACCCUCCCGCGAUGCAGAACCGGGAGGACCUUGGGUCGUUGAAUGCGUUUCUCCAGGAAGAGAGCAAUCGUUUCCACGACCCGGUUGUGUUAUCCGAUGGGCAGACUUACGAAAAUCUGGCUGCCAGUAAGGUUUGCAACGUUUCCGUGCAGAGCCUGUACGAGGAGAAUGGUCAGGACCUCAGCUUGGAAAAGCUGAACCGGCCCUGCAGAAUCGCAGCAGACGAGCGGGGCGGCGAGAGGACUGUACUGCUAUCGGACGAUUGGCCGUUGGCUGAACUACCAGCGAACCUACCUCAGCGAAAAAAUGCAGCGGCGGCUCGAUCUUCGGCUUCGUUCCUGCAACUGCAGCAAGCGCAGGCGGAGCAACAGAGAAGCGACGAUGGUCGCGACGAAGUAGAGCCGGGUGACAACCAAGAAAAAAUGGUGGAGCGCCUUCCGAAGAUGUUUCCCAAUAAGCAACUGCGGGAGUUUUAUACCGUUUGGAACGACGCGGAAAACCACCCGAGUAGUUCCUACUUCCAAGACCCUAGUAACAACGUUCCGGAGAUGCUUCUGUGCCACACGAAAGACUACCAGACGGGCGCUGUGGGCACGGAAAGCAAGGGUCUGUGUCACUACCCGGCCACUGAUACAAACGGAAUUACUUGGAACAUUCGGGAAGUGUGGGUCUUGACAGAAGACCAGGUGCUGGGUGGAAGUGCGACUUAUUUCAAGAACGAAAAAUUGCAACGGUUGGUCAAUGUCUACGGGACGUUUCACAGCUUGCCUAUCCCGCAGCAGUUGAAUCCCGGAGAUGACCUCCCGCAGGGGCCCCCUGCGCCAACCGUGCCGGCUACGCCAACCGCGCCGGCUACGCCAACCGCGCCGGCUGCGCCAACCGUGCCGGCUACGCCAACCGCGCCGGCUACGCCAACCGCGCCGGCUACGCCAACCGCGCCGGCUACGCCAACCGCGCCGGCUACGCCAACCGUGCCGGCUACGCCAACCGUGCCGGCUACGCCAACCGCGCCGGCUACGCCAACCGCGCCGGCUACGCCAACCGCGCCGGCUACGCCAACCGCGCCGGCUACGCCAACCGCGCCGGCUGCGCCAACCGUGCCGGCUACGCCAACCGCGCCGGCUACGCCAACCGCACCGGCUACGCCAACCGCGCCGGCUACGCCAACCGCGCCGGCUACGCCAACCGCACCGGCUACGCCAACCGCACCGGCUACGCCAACCGCACCGGCUACGCCAACCGCACCGGCUACGCCAACCGCACCGGCUACGCCAACCGCACCGGCUACGCCAACCGCACCGGCUACGCCAACCGCACCGGCUACGCCAACCGCACCGGCUACGCCAACCGCACCGGCUACGCCAACCGCACCGGCUACGCCAACCGCACCGGCUACGCCAACCGCACCGGCUACGCCAACCGCACCGGCUACGCCAACCGCACCGGCUACGCCAACCGCACCGGCUACGCCAACCGCACCGGCUACGCCAACCGCACCGGCUACGCCAACCGCACCGGCUACGCCAACCGCACCGGCUACGCCAACCGCACCGGCUACGCCAACCGCACCGGCUACGCCAACCGCACCGGCUACGCCAACCGCACCGGCUACGCCAACCGCACCGGCUACGCCAACCGCACCGGCUACGCCAACCGCACCGGCUACGCCAACCGCACCGGCUACGCCAACCGCACCGCCUGCGCCGAAGGCGCUUGCUGCAGCAACUCACUUCGAGUUCGAUUUUGACCCCGCCUAUGCGCCAGAGGUUCUUGUCAAAGUGGUAGACACCGACUAUUUUAGUGAUCGGAGAGACGGGCAGCGGGUGCCAGGUUCCGGCGACGACACUUUUGGGAGCGCAAAUCUGCGCCAGCCGCUUGAAUUCCCGCAACCUGAUGGGUCGCCACCCCGGCGUCCGUGGGUACAGGGCUCUGGAGCGGCCGCCGAAUACAAGUUUGCUUUCCGCGCCCCCAUUCUUGCGACGUACUUUUCUCCCGCAGAGCCACUCGCCGGGGUCCAGUUUGUCUUUCACCUUCGUAGGGGCGGGGUGUGGAAUUUCUUUACCGUGCAGGUUCCCCGUAAACUGAUGGAUGACGCACAGCUAACCGCGCAGCUUCCCUUUCCAAUGGCGGACCGUGACCCGUUUACAAAUAGAGGUCGUGACAAAGUGUGCGUCAAGUAUCAGUCCCUUCAGUCCGACGGCUACCAUUCCGGAAACAAGGGCCCGGACAGGGCCUGGCACACUCCGGAAAACAGCUUGCGCGCAGGGCACCGCUACCGCGUCGUCAAGGCGGACCGACCCAUGCCGAAACAUCCGGGCGAGGCCGCUCCUGCCACUCCGCCCAACACAAACCAAGCGUCAGCCCGCAAAGCUAACUACGGCCAGGAUUGCAGUUGGGCCCACGACGGGUUGUGGUCUGGAGCUAUAUCCUGAAUAAAACUUUUAUCAUUACCCCGCCCGCAUCAGUGAGUCUCCACUUGCCACGCUCUAUAAUGGCGCUAUGGUAUCAUGCAUUAUGACAGAUCUACAUCUAUCGAGUUGCAAUUGCAUCAAUUAAACUUGAAGAUGAAGAUGGAGGGUGAGGUGAUUUUAUUCAGGAUGCCCGUGCAACGAGCCCGAUUUGCAGAACUUAUUGGAUACCAAUAAUUUACCGGAAGAUGGCCCAGAUACCUAUCCAAGAAAAAGACUGUGCAGUUUAUAUGUAAUAUCCUUCAACUGACGCUGACCGCAGCACAGAUUCCGAUUCUCUUCGCAUGACAGACAUGAAAAACUUGUCAUGCGCGGCUGGUACUGCGUGAAAUGGUAAUGGAAAACAGAAACACUCGUGAUCCGCGCUGCUGUGACAGCACGUUCACCCUGACAUCAAGUGUGGCUGCCUUUAUUAUCAUGUUAAUAUCCAUAGAGGAUGGUUUACACAGCUGAGCGCUUUUUUUUUCUUGGAUAGCAACACUCCACGGUCCAUCGUCGCGACGGAGUUGGACCUCCAGAUUCCGGGCGGCUGCGCUCUCGGAGACGGAACUCCGUGCAACACCGGCGACAACCUGAUUGCUAACGAUGUGACCCGCAUCCGCUCUACCAUCUGCCUCGUCGGCGUCACCGAGUGGAUGCUCCUGCGAGCGCAGCUGCACCAAAUUUUCCAGGCCCACGGAGCGGUGAAUGGAACCGGGGAAACGGAAUUGGGGCUCCGCGCAUUGACGGAGAACUUGCGUGAUGUUGGUACCAAUGUGUCGCCCCACUUCGCGGAUUGCGUGGGCAGCUUCAACGCGAUGGUCAGGGAUCAGGAGUGGGGGAACGUUUGAGUAGUAUAUUGAAAAGCAAAACUAAAAAUAUCUUGGCGGUAUGUUUUUAACAAGACGUAGCACAUCCACAGGGCACAACAACUUCAACUCCUAUCGCUUUGUUUUCCUAAAAACGAAAAGGGGGUCUGGACGACCUACCUGUAUAGCGGGCCCUCCGACUCGAUUGAGCUAGAGUUGGGAAGUGCGGCGAGUAGUUCUUUUCGGCGCAGGAGUUUUACUUGUUUUGAAAGUGAGAAUGGGCGGUACAGUUUUGGGUCAGAGUCACUCCACUACAGCAUGUACUUUUCUACUAUCAAGUUUCUUCGUGUAUAGUUAUCAAGGUUCUUCGUGUAUAAUUCUUUAGUUUUACAACUCAUUUAUAAUUGCUCCAGUCAGUUGUUGGGUAAGGCACUCAACGAUUCAACAUUCAUAAGUUUGCCCAUUGCCACGCACCCCUAGCGCGUCGUCUUCUCUGAGUCGAGUUUUGAACUCCCUGGACUACUAACCCUUGUGUUAUUUGAUUGUUGUCAAGAUAGAACAACACCACAAACACCUGGAGAACUCUUGCGCCCGCCCGUCCCCGUGGAAAAUUUACUAGAAAGGAUGUACUUUAAUAGCAUGGAAAAGUUAAUCGCGGAAAAUUUAAUCGCUACGCUUGGAAAAUGGAAAAAAUCGCUACAACAUACUACAUCCAGCAUAACUACUGUAUAAUCAUCUGAAAAAAAAAUACUAUGCCACCGCAAUCACAGGGGUGGUGAGAAGAUGAGAGCAAAGCUGCGUCACGUCGUGUACAAUCGAGCAGUAUUAUAGUAGACAGACAGUACUACACAUACAUCUUGAUCUUCAUAGUAGACAUGAAACAUACAUAGUGGCGCACAAUCAGAAAACUACUCAUGAUGUAAAGCACAACAUACCAAUUGUUCGGAAAUCCGAAUGAUCGAGAGAGCGUAUGCACCAUUAUACAUAGACACGGAAUGAAAUAAAGUCUCGACCUCCCGCAUUUGACCCGGAAUGAAAUAAAGUCUUGUUUUGAAAAAAGUAAAAUUUUUAUGGUUUCUUUUCCUCGUCCCCGCUCGGGUCCAUUAUGUUGGCGAAAAUUGUUUUUGUUGCUUGAUGUUCGGAACAACUACGACAAGAUCCGCUGUCAAACUGAAAGUGAGCUGGAAGCUCCAGAUGAAAAAACGGAUUACAUAUCAACAAAGGCAAAAAGCACAACACGACCAGGGGUUGUGCAACUGUCGAAAAGUCCAGAAGUCCUCCUCGUAGUGCAGCCACGAUGCAGGAAGAACACAAGAUCAUAACAGCGAUCGUCGAUCUGAAGCGGAUAAAGAGAGGUCAGCGCCGUCGUGAAGAUCUAUUGAAAUGAUAACAUAUCAAAAAAGAAACCGAAGCACAAGUAGAGCAUAAAGAAGUACUGGGCUAGCGAAAAUGUAGAUGUGCCGCGAUUUCGAUGACGAUCCCAUAACCAUAGAUAUGAUCAAAGUAAGCUUUUACGCAUUUAAUAUGUUUGUAAAUUUAUGAAAAUUGUCCACCCGUCGUGGUCCGAGUGCGUUUGGAAAAAAAAACUGAAUCUUGAUUUUUUCGGCCGAGGACGUUGCUGUGCCUGUGUCUACUACAUGAUAAAUCUCAUCUUGUGUGCAGGGGUUCUUGUUCCUAAGUACACCUACCUUCUCCUGACCGCUUUGUUGUAUUUGCCAUUCUGUAGAAGUACAACUCUCUAGAACUGUAGUACCUUCAUCAAUUUUUUUCACCAUUUCCAAAAAAAAAAACUACAAACCGACAUCAUCAUCAUCAAGAAUGUCGUCUCACAACACCACUAUUGACCGUCGUGCGGCGGGGAUCGCUGCACCUCCGCCGCCUAGCCGGCAGCUGCAGGAGCACGACCAAGGGUCGUACUAUUUUCGUCAUGCUGACAAAAUUGCUGCUGGGGGCGAAGGAGAUGCUUUUUUGGAUAACGAGCCUGAACUCGAAGUCCAAGAAGAGGAAGCUCCUGUCUCGAAGAAAAAAUCUUCUUGCUCGAUGAAUAAACCGCUGGUGAUCACCCUGAUCGUGCUCGCCGCAGUCGUCAUUAUCGGUGUGGUCAUCGCGGUUGUGGUUGUUAUGGUGAACAACAGUAAUGACGAAGUUCAACCAGAAAAUGAUCCCCCCGCGAUGCAGAACCGGGAGGACCUCGGGUCGCUUAAUGCGUUUCUCCAGGACGAGAGCAAUCGUUUCCACGAACCGGUUGUGUUAUCCGAUGGGCAAACGUACGAAAAUAAGAAGGCGGAAAAGCUGUGCGACGUCGAGCUGCAGAGUUUGCGCGAUGAGAGUGGCGAGCUGAAUCUGGAGAAACUCAACCGCUGCACGAUUGGGGGGGAUGAUCAUGACGGAGGUCAACCUGACGGCCCCGAAAGUAUGGCAGGGAAAGCAUUUAACUGUCUCAGCCUUAUUUUCACAGAUCGAAAUCGACUCAGCAACACAAGAAAGGGUCGUGUUUCGAUUUCGAAUUUUUCAAACAGCUGCAACAGGUAGAGGCACGAGCACGACGUAUGAAGAGUAAGUACUACGACCACCCGAGGCCUUCUAGUUGCAUCUCCAACAUAAUAACUAGAAAAAAAGAAAAGCCGCUGCACCAUAGAAGGACGAGUUCCUGCGCAAAUAUAGAAGUUUGAAAAAACCUGAGACAGUUUUAUUUCCUCUCGAUAGACGGGAGAAUUGCUCUUUGGCCGGUGGACAUGGACCAGAUACCGCACAGAAGUGCAGCAGCUGCGGUGGUGCAACAUCAGGAAACGAAGGUAGAAGGAGCCACUGCUUCGUUUCUUCCCCGAGUGCGCCAGCAUAAAGAGGAUCACGAGCCGACUGCGGCGCGGGACCAACAUCAAGACGAAGAUGCUAGCACAGAGAAAACGGUAGUGAAACGGGUCCCGAAGAUGUUUCCCAAUCACAACCUACAAGCCUUUUACACUGCCUGGAACGACGCCGAGGGGCAUCCCAGUACUCACUUCCAAGACUCAAACAACAUUCCCGAGGUGCUUCUGUGUGAGACGAAGCACCUCGAGACCGGCUUUGUGGUCGCGAACAGCAAGGCUUUGUGCAGAUACCCGGCGAUCGACACUGAGGGAAGGACGUGGAACAUGCCGGAAGUCUGGUUGUUGACGGAAGAGGAGCAGGAGCUGCUAGCUAAAAAUACUAGUCCGGUUUAUUUCAUGAACGAAACGCUGCAACAGUUGGCGAAUGCCUACAGGACCUUCCACAACAUGGCCGUGCCCCCGACGCAGCCUGUCCCUAGAGAGGAUAUUCCUGUGCUGCCUCUUGUUCCUUCCCCGUUCCCCCGGCCGGGCGGCGAUGGAAACAAUGGGGGCACUAAUGGUGCUGCUGGUGGUGUGGCGAAUAUCACUCCUAGUGGUGGCGUCCACGCCGCUGCCCCCGGAGGUGCUAACGGUGGUACUGGUGGUGUGGCGAAUAUCACUCCUAGUGGUGGCGUCCACGUCGCUGCCCCCGGAGGUGCUACCGGUGGUGCUGGUGUGGUGAAUAUCAAUCCUAGUGGUGGCGUCCACGUCGCUGCCCCCGGAGGUGCUACCGGUGGUGCUGGUGUGGUGAAUAUCACUCCUAGUGGUGGCGUCCACGUCGCUCCUCCCCCCGGAGGUGCUAACGGUGGUGCUGGUGCCGUGCAUGUCAAUCCUGGGAAUAUCCAUUUUGGGAACGGAGGACAUAUGCCUUCGCCUGUUCAUGGAGGCACUAUUGGAGGCGCUUUUGGAGGUGCUUUUCGUUAAGAAAUUUACCACGCAUGUUGAUGAAGAGAUGAACCCAUAGAAGAUGAUAUAGGAACCACAACUAGUACUAGAUCAGCUUGCGCUUCUAUCGCAGCAUUUCUUCUACCAAGAUUGCUGCUAUUACUAUUUCACUGCCACAUUUUUAUAUCGGCCCGACACGACGACGCCGUCGUGAGUGGGAUGCUUUGCAAAUCGUUAGAAGAUUUCAGAACUUUUUGGCUUAGACGAAACCAACUCCAGACUCAAGUACUGCAUCUAAAUAAUUCUUUCAGGGUCUAUUUUGAUUUUCGAGAGUGUUUUCAAAAGUUGUACUGUUGUGUCUUGCGACGUGUAUGAUUUUAUUUUAGACAGCAGCAAAUCAGUGCUAUGCCUGUCUGUGCCUCUUCAUUCUAAUAGGUGCAGGAAAAUCAGGAUAUCACAGGGGCCGCGGGCGGUUCCGCUCCAAUGAAUCAGAAGCAGUACAUGUACAGCUAAGUAAGUGAUAUCUCCAGGCCGGGACAAAACCAACAUGAUGAAAAGGAGGACUGUGAUGCACUUGAUUUAAGUACUAGAAUCGCAAUCGAAAGGAAAGACGUAGUUUGUGCCCAAGACAGCGAAGAGCGCGUUCUUCAUGUUUGUGCGUUAUGUAACAUGGUUGAAUGCGCCUCAUAGCUACCGCAGCCACCGAUUAUGUAUCUGUAUACCGUUCUGAAAGGAGAGAUUAUUUACAACUGUUUUGGAUGUAUGAUGAUCUUAUUGUUGCAACUGUUUUGGAUGUAUUGCAGCUGUAUGAUGUAUGGAUGAUCUUAUUUUAUUUGAAACAUUGCUGUGCACUUAAAUCUUUUCUAAGUGUUGGACAAGAAGUAACGCUAUCGGCCGGGGAGACUAAGUCAGCCGAUGAUUAUUGUGAUGCUUCGCUACAAAGUCGCACCCUGCGGUGAGACGUUUUGAGCAAGCUCUCAGCUUUGGACAACAAACAUCCCUGCAGUAGGGAUUUCGUGGUGGUGGUCUACGAGAAAACAAUCUCGAAGUACGAUGUUUCUGAUUUUGGUGAAUGCGAAGGAGUGUUGUAUACAUGGCAUAGACAGUUCAGCAGGACCCUAUUGUUUUGAAGAAGAGGAAAGAACAUCAUGAAAAGAAUUUGUACUCACUACAUCCUAUUAGUUGCACUUGAAUCCAAAUUAGCAGUUUCCCUGCCCGGAAUGACGCUGGAGGCAAGCGUGUUCAAGUUCUUAUCGGUUUGUAUGCGGAAACAGUCUUAAUGCCAGCACUAAACAGGAGAAUAGAUCUUGAUCUUGCUGCGCAAGGUCCUCCAAGAACACGACCGAUCACAAUUGGUCCGCUUCCGGGAUCAAAACCUACCGCUUUGCAAGAAUAAACGAGUGAAAAACAACGAUCACUGCAAUUCCACGCACUGUUUUUUUUUCCUACCGGUGUGAAUGUGAUUUUAGUUUUUACAGGAAUUGAUGGAAAAGUGCUGUUGCUGCUAGUUAGUUUUGUUGUACAAUAUGUUUUAUUGAUUUUUUUCUUUAUCUACUUUCUACGUGAGUCUGUAUUAGAGAAGCCAUCCUGUUCCUCUGCGUCGAGAAACAAGAAGCUGCUACGAUAAACCGAUUUUUCAUAUUUGUGUUUUGAGUGUGUAGAAGGUCUAGUUUUAUUGGAAUAUUAGAGCUAAUAAAGAACAAUCCAAGGCUUCGAGUCGAAUGGAUUUUGCACUGAGUUUGUGUCUACGUGAUUGGUACUACCACGCAGAAUCUACUUCACAGAGCAAGUACAAUUAUGACGCGUAGAGACCUCACAGUCACCGCGCCGCACCGUCUCCAGGAGGGACGCAGCGGGUAUGGUGUGGCUGCGGCGGGUGAAGAGGGCGAGAGGGCCUUGACAGGGCAGCAGGAAUUUGAACCCGAAAAUAGAAGCUCAACGGAAGCCAAGAAUGGAAAUUGCUGGUCCAAAAAUAGACCGCUUAUCAUCAGCCUGAUCGUGAUUGCCGCAGGCCUCGUUAUCGGUGCUGUUGUCGCGGUUUUCUUUAUGUUUCUACGUCUACUUGAGUCUGUUAUUAGAGAAGCCCUCCUGUUCCUUUGCGUCGAAAAAUAUUUACAGAAACUGCUACGAUAAACCGAUAUUUCAUAUUUAUGCUUUGUGUGUGUAGAAGAAGGUCUAGCUUUGACUUGCAGCUGGUCGACACAAGUUCCACCAGGAAUAACUUAGUAGCUUACCUCUUUUCACGAAACAAAAUCAACCUUUCUCGCAGAUAUAGACUUCACUUUUUCAGAAACAACAGCUCCUACGUUGAAGAAACUUUUACUUUUUCAACAACUUCGAGUUUUUAGUAACUUUCGAAAAGCCUCUCUCUAGUGACGAAAAAUAGCUCUCCUGUAUCUUUUUCUCAGGCUUACGAGGCCAAAGCUGUAGCCACCUAGUAUUUUUCUUGAACUAACAGUAGCAUCGUGAGAGGAAGGUAAAACCUUCACACGGAAACCACGACUCCAGCACUAACAAACGAACAAACAAACAAACAAGCUCUAGUUUUGGAAUAGAGCUAAGAAAGAAUCCAAGGCUUCGAGUCGAACAGAUUUUACACUGAGUUUGUGUCUACGUGAUAGAUUGGCACUACCCCGCAGAAGCUAAUUUCACAGAGCAAUUACAAUUACGACACGUAGAGACCUCACAGUAGCCGCGCCGUACCGUCACCAGGAGGGACGCAGCGGGUGUGGUUUUGUACCCAAGAAGUACAGCAUGCUUUGCUAAACGAGGUGGGUUUUGUACCCAAGAAGCACAAGGUGGUCUGGAUGACCUACUUAUAGAUAGUACGAUGUGUCUGAUUUUGGUGAAUGCGAAGGAGUGUUGUAUACAUGGCAUAGACAGUUCAGCAGGACCCUAUUGUUUUGACGAAGAGGAAAGAACAUCGUGAAAAGAAUUUGUACUCACAUCCUAUUAGUUACACUUCGAUCCACUGCCCGGAACGACGCUGGAGGCAAGCGUGUUCAAGCUCUUAUCGAUUUGUAUGCGAAAACAGUCUUAAUGCCAACACUAAACAGGAGAGUAGAUCUCCUCCAAGUAGAACACGACCCUCCGGGGCUGCUCCUCCAAG